GGGCGUUGCCCACUAGGCUGCUCCCUGAGGAAAAUCCAGUGGGCUCUGCAGCGUCUAGUCAGUGCUGGGUUCAUAGGCAGACUGCCGUCCCAGCCGUGGGAAGGGAGGAUUUGACCUGGGAUCUUCGGCAGGACACCUGAGCAGACGAUCAAAAACAGCACGCAGGCUGCACUGGCCACAGAGCCCGGAUCCUGUCACAUCUGGGUACAAGGGAAAGCGAACCCUCUGUGGACAUAAGAGGACUGGGACUGGAAGCAUGUGGUGUGUCCUGCGCGGCUGGAGGCGAGGGCACCUGAGCCCUUGGGGAGUGCUGGGGCAGCAGCGGCCCCCGGCCCUCCGUGCUCUGGCCAGUGUGGCCUCCGGGAGUGGAAACGAGUACAGCCACGUGGUGGUGGGUGCGGGCUCUGCGGGCUGUGUGCUGGCUGGACGGCUCACCGAGGACCCUGAUAAGCGUGUGCUGCUGUUGGAGGCCGGGCCCAAGGACACGCAUGCGGGGAGCAAGCGGCUCUUGUGGAAGAUCCACAUGCCCGCGGCCCUCGUGGCCAACCUGUGCGAUGACAAGUACAACUGGUACUACCACACCGAGCCGCAGGCAGGCAUGGACGGCCGCGUGCUGUACUGGCCGCGCGGCCGGGUGUGGGGAGGCUCCUCCUCCCUCAACGCCAUGGUCUACAUCCGCGGGCACGCCGAGGACUACGACCGCUGGCACCGCCAAGGCGCCACGGACUGGGACUACGCUCACUGCCUGCCCUACUUCCGCAAGGCGCAGUGCCACGAGCUGGGUGCCAGCCGGUACCGCGGCGACCAGGGCCCCCUGCAUGUGUCGCGGGGUAAGACCAACCACCCGCUGCACCGGGCGUUCCUGGAGGCGGCACAGCAGGCCGGCUACCCCUUCACCGAGGACAUGAACGGCUUUCAGCAGGAAGGCUUCGGCUGGAUGGACAUGACCAUCCACAAAGGCAAGCGCUGGAGCGCAGCCUGUGCGUACCUGCACCCAGCACUCAGCCGCCCCAACCUCACCGCCGAGGCCCGGACGUUUGUGCGCAGGGUGCUGUUUGAAGGCAGCCGCGCAGUGGGCGUGGAGUACAUCAAGAACGGCCAGAGCCACAGGGCUUACGCCAGCAAGGAGGUGAUUCUGAGUGGAGGUGCCAUCAACUCCCCGCAGCUGCUCAUGCUUUCUGGCGUCGGCAACGCAGACGACCUCAAGAAGCUGGGCAUCCCCGUGGUGUGCCACCUUCCGGGAGUUGGUCAGAACCUGCAAGACCACCUGGAGAUAUACAUCCAGCAGGCAUGCACCCGUCCCAUCACCCUCCACGCAGCACAGAAGCCCCUGAGGAAGGUCCGGAUUGGUCUGGAGUGGCUCUGGCAGUUCACAGGGGAUGGAGCCACGGCCCACCUGGAAACAGGUGGGUUCAUCAGGAGCCGGCCUGGGGUCUCCCACCCAGACAUCCAGUUCCACUUCCUGCCGUCCCAAGUGAUUGACCACGGGCGUGUCCCCACCCAGGAGGAGGCUUACCAGGUGCAUGUGGGGACCAUGCGGGGCACGAGUGUGGGCUGGCUCAAACUGAGAAGUGCCAACCCCCAGGACCACCCUGUGCUGCAACCCAACUACUUGUCCACAGAAGCCGACAUUCACGAUUUCCGUAAUUGUGUGAAGCUGACCAGAGAAAUUUUUGCCCAGGAAGCCCUGGCGCCGUUCCGGGGAAAAGAGCUCCAGCCAGGAAGCCACGUGCAGUCCGAUGAAGAGAUAGACGCCUUUGUGCGGGCGAAAGCGGACAGCGCCUACCACCCCUCGUGCACCUGCAAGAUGGGCCAGCCCUCCGACCCCACCGCCGUGGUGGAUCCGCAGACCAGGGUGAUCGGGGUGGAAAACCUCAGGGUGGUCGACGCAUCCAUCAUGCCCAGCGUGGUCAGCGGCAACCUGAAUGCCCCCACGAUCAUGAUCGCAGAGAAAGCAGCUGACAUCAUCAGGGGGCGGCCUGCACUCUGCGACAAGGACGUCCCUGUGUACAAACCCAGGACCCUGGCCACCCAGCGUUGAGGCAGUCGCUGCCUGGGAAGCCCCCCACCCAGCCAAGAGAGCCCUUGCUCCAAAUGCUCUUUCCUGAAACUCUCUAGAAUGUUAGGGUUCAAUGGCAGAGAACUGGACAAUUUCUUAAGAAGUGAGACCAGUCCGGUCAGUGAGCCAGGCUCCUCUCCCCCUGCCUUGUGCUGUGGGCCUUUGAGGAAAGGCCAGCAUUCUGGCAGGAGGCCCGUGCAAGACUCGGCUCCUACCUGGGUCCCCUCCAACCUGGGCGCCUGCUGCCUCCCUCCUUCCUGGUGGGGCUGGAGGAAGGUGUCCUCUCCCAGACCCCCCUCUGAAGGCAGGCCCCUCAGAGAGCAGGCUCCGUGCAGAGGCUGGGUGCUGUCUGCUCCGAGGGGGCACCCCCACCUUGGGCUUGAGCUGUGGCUGAGACCAGGAGUCCUGCCGACGUUAGGGGGUGCAGCCGGGACUUGUGCCUGAGCCUGCAGUGCCCGUCCAGAGGGAGCACUGCCUGCGGGGUGGAGUGAGGGACAGCACCAGCCUCUCCACUCUCCUCGGUUCCCUGAUCUCACCCCCAGAGGGAGGCACGAGCUGGUGCUCAGAGGGGCCGGCAGCCCCCUGCCUGGUUCUUACUGAACACCAUCAGCCUGACGAGAGGAUUUCUGGGUCUUAUUCAAGGAGAGAAGUGUCUGCAAAGACCCCUCGCCACUACAGGUUUCACGACUUUGCAUUUUAGACGAGUUUCUUGUUACCAGGAAACCUGGAACCCAGAGCAAACCCCACAUACCAGACCUCGCUCCAUGCCAGGCCGUGAAGACACUUUCCCCCGGCGCUGGGCAAGGCCGGCUCAUUCUCAUUCUCCAGGUGUCCGCGGGAACAGAGCGGGACGGGCUGCAACGGACCGAAAAGGCGGUCAGUAAAACUGCGGCUUGGUCCUGCAAAAAUGCGAUUGAGAGAGAAAAGGAAAUGGUCAGAUUUGAGUUUGGGGUGGAGGGAAGAAAACCAGAUACAGGCAGCAUUGAAAACAGUCCUUUGAUCUUUAAAUUUCUCCUAAUUCAAUAAUGUAAUCCAAUAAUUUAUUUUGAACUGAGGUAUCUUUUCCAGACUGUUCUUACAAGGUAAUAAACUAAAUGCAUUUUUGA
Myotis daubentonii (Daubenton's bat) is the source of this 3165-nucleotide messenger RNA. RefSeq names its product choline dehydrogenase (gene CHDH). Lineage: Eukaryota; Metazoa; Chordata; Mammalia; Chiroptera; Vespertilionidae. The record is from RefSeq and is a predicted model, not a curated record. Gene Ontology annotation, cellular component: mitochondrial inner membrane. Gene Ontology annotation, molecular function: choline dehydrogenase activity; flavin adenine dinucleotide binding.